Phytophthora sojae is the source of this 1128-nucleotide messenger RNA. RefSeq lists its product as hypothetical. The record is from RefSeq and is a predicted model, not a curated record. Gene Ontology annotation, biological process: microtubule-based movement. Lineage: Eukaryota; Oomycota; Peronosporomycetes; Peronosporales; Peronosporaceae. The transcript is spliced from 2 exons. Gene Ontology annotation, molecular function: ATP binding; microtubule binding; microtubule motor activity. The annotation marks the transcript as partial.
AUGACCAGAAUUGUGAACCCGACAGCACUCCCGCCUCCACCUCGAGGCCACGCGUCGGCAAGGUACACGUCAAGUAAGCUUCCACUGGAGGAGUCCACGUCAACUACGGACUCGCCAACCUUCCCAGCCCAAUUUACGCAGGAAUUUCGGUUCGACUACACGUAUUGGUCCUUUGAUCGUUCUCCUGGACACCCCGUAGCGACGCAGAGCACGAUCUACGAUGAACUGGGCGUUCUGGCACUGCAACAAGUACUUCAAGGUAACAACUGCUCCGUCUUCGCCUAUGGACAACCCAGCGCUGGUAAGACGUAUUCCCUCAUGGGGAGUAGUGGCGAGCGAGCCUCUUUACCUGCGUCUGUCAAGACCAACGGCAACGUUAAUGGUGUACGGGCUCCACCUAGUGCGUUGUCACUGUCAGAGCGACGAGGUUUGAUUCCACGAAUUUUUCAGGGAUUGUUUGCUGAAAUCGAUGAAGGGAAGAGGUCGGGGAACUCAUACACUGUGAUCAUGAGCUACGUUGAAAUUUACGACGAACGCGUCUAUGACUUGCUGUCUCAAAGCACCAUGAAGAAAUCUCUAAAAGUUCGAGAACACCCAGAUGACGGAGCUUUUGUUGAGCGAGCGAGACGUGUGCAAGUCACGAGCAGCUCGCAAGUCGUAGAGCUGAUCGAAGAGGGGAAUCGCACGCGUUCGGUAUCAUCCUCGCGCCCUAGUCGUUCUCACACGGUGCUGUUGCUUUCACUAUCACAGAACAGUCCGGCGGUCUCGUCCCCUCGGAAGAGCAAGCUCGCCGUGGUGGAUUUAGCAGCAAGUGAGCGGGUGGAUCGGUCUGAUGUUAGCGGUUUGCGUGCACGAGAGGCUGCAAGUGUCAACCGUUCGUUGGCCACUCUCGCGGAUGUUGUCGGUGCUUUAGCGAAGCGGAGAAGUGGUCGCUCUGUCGAUGGCUCUCAUCGUCAGAAAGUAUUCGCGCCUUAUCGGAACUCGGUCUUGACGCGGUUACUGAAAGAUUGUCUCGGUGGACACGCGAAGACUAUCAUACUCGGGACCAUUAGUCCGUGCUGCGCGCACUAUGAAGAGUCAAUGACCACACUACGAUACAUUGAGCGCGCGAGGAGUGUGUACAGCACA